GGGAAGAGGAAGUGGGAGCUCGGGAGAAGCGGAAAUUGCAGCAGCAGCAGCCGCACCAGCCGCCGCCAGCCCGGGAAGCGCCGGCGGGGAGCCAGGGCAGCGGCCGCCGCACGACGCGGCGGGGGCAGCAUGUGGAAGGCUACUGCAGGCCACACCAUUCCUGUCAGUCAGGAUGAUGGAGCUGAUGACUGGGAGACGGACCCUGAUUUUGUGAACGAUGUGAGUGAGAAAGAGCAGCGCUGGGGGGCUAAAACUGUGAAAGGAUCCGGCCAUCAAGAGCACAUCAAUAUUCAUCAGCUGAGAGAGAAUGUGUUCCAAGAACACCAGAACCUCAAAGAGAAGGAGCUUGAAACAGGACCAAAAGCUUCCCAUGGCUAUGGAGGGAAAUUUGGCGUUGAACAAGAUCGCAUGGAUAAAUCAGCAGUUGGACAUGAAUAUCAAUCCAAACUUUCUCAGCAUUGCUCCCAAGUGGAUUCGGUGAAAGGGUUUGGUGGCAAGUUUGGAGUGCAAACGGAUCGAGUUGACCAGUCAGCUGUUGGGUUUGAAUAUCAGGGGAAAACUGAGAAGCAUGCCUCCCAGAAAGACUACUCAAGUGGUUUUGGUGGAAAAUACGGAGUACAGGCUGACAGAGUGGACAAGAGUGCAGUGGGGUUUGACUACCAGGGUAAAACUGAGAAACACGAGUCCCAGAAGGAUUAUUCCAAGGGCUUUGGUGGUAAAUAUGGUGUUGACAAGGACAAAGUGGACAAAAGUGCUGUUGGCUUUGAAUAUCAAGGCAAAACGGAAAAACAUGAAUCACAGAAAGAUUAUGUGAAGGGAUUUGGAGGCAAGUUUGGUGUGCAGACAGACAGACAAGACAAAUGUGCACUUGGCUGGGAUCACCAAGAGAAAGUGCAGCUGCACGAGUCCCAGAAAGACUAUAAGAGUGGUUUCGGAGGGAAAUUUGGUGUACAGACAGAAAGGCAGGACCCAUCUGCUGUGGGGUUUGAUUACAAGGAGAAACUAGCCAAGCAUGAAUCUCAACAAGAUUAUUCCAAAGGAUUUGGUGGGAAGUACGGCGUGCAGAAAGAUCGGAUGGAUAAGAAUGCAGCAACUUUUGAAGAUAUUGAGAAACCAGCAUCAACUUAUCAGAAGACCAAGCCAAUAGAAGCUGUUGCUAAUAAAGCCAGUGCCAUCCGAGCUAACUUUGAAAACCUAGCCAAGGAGAAAGAGCAGGAAGACCGAAGGAAGGCAGAAGCUGAGAGAGCACAAAGAAUGGCCAGGGAGAAACAGGAACAGGAGGAGGCUCGAAGGAAACUGGAGGAACAAGCUAAAGCCAAAAAACAAACCCCACCACCAUCUCCUAGCACACAGCCAGCGGAGCAGAAAGCACCCACCAGCCCAGUCUACGAGGAUGCAAUUUCCUACGAAGCAGAGUCUGCCCACAAGAAUUCCACUGCAACAUAUCCAGCUGCUCGUGAGCCAGAGCCUGGCUACAAGGCUGCAGAGUCAGACUACCAAGAGGCAGUGAGUCAGCGAGAGGCAGAAUACGAACCAGAGACUGUCUAUGAAGUGGCAGGGGCAGGAGACCAUUACCAAGCAGAAGAGAAUGCUUAUGAUGAAUAUGAAAAUGAACUUGGAAUUACAGCCAUAGCCCUUUAUGAUUACCAAGCUGCUGGUGAUGACGAGAUUUCCUUCGACCCUGACGACAUCAUCACGAACAUCGAGAUGAUCGACGACGGUUGGUGGCGGGGGGUCUGCAAAGGCCGCUACGGGCUCUUCCCAGCCAACUACGUGGAGCUCAGACAGUAAAGACUUAUUGUCUACUGGUGAUGCCUUAAUUCCCCAGUCAAGAAAUCUGACUUAAUAACACUACAAAUCGUUGAUGCUUUUCUGAGGAUGGAGGGAUAUAGACAUAUUGCUUUUAUAUUUAAUACUUUGCUGAUGCUUUUUAAGAUGUUUAUGCCACAGAAAUCGCUAAUAUAUUGUAACUCCUCUGUUCUUCACUUAGAAGGCUCUUCAAAUGGUUUUCAUGCAUUUGGAAACAUCUCCUCUCUGCCAAAUGAACAACUGUCAUUAAAAACAAAAGCCUUUCCGAGGACAGUUAGCUGUCUGUUGUAAUAUUGCAUGUUUUACUCAUGAGUGAGCAGAUUUACUUAGUGUUUAAGUCUAGUUAGUCUUCCACUACAUGUUUGCAGGUAGGAGAAUGGUGGCUCUGCGGGCUGGUUGCAGGAGUGGGGAAGCACUGGGGAGGUGCCAUCCUUCUGUUCUUUUCUUUCCGAGACAGUGCUUGGAAAAGCAAAGAGAAUGCUUGAAGGUUGCAGCUCAUGGCAGUUAAAUACUGCCCAGUAUUUAUGGAAUAUUAAUGUUAUAAAGGAAACAAGUCUGGCUACUUUUUUCCUUCUUUUUUUUAAAGUGAAGUUCCUUGGCUCUUGCAUUGAUUUUGGGGUUUUUUUUAUUGUUAUUAUGAUGUUUUUCCCUCCUGAUCCUGCUCCUCCUAUCCAUGUUAUUCCAGAGGAGGGCUGCAAACACUCUAGCACUGAUUGUCCCAACUUUGCUUUGCUUUUUGUUUUUGUUUCACCCUCCUCUUUCCCAGGAAAACUCUCAAAAGUUACCAGUGUUGAGUCACUCAGCGAGAUCCCUGCUUGUUGUAAAGUGGCACCCAAAUCUAUGAGACUACCUGCAGGAAUAGCCUCAUUGCUUUAACUAAGAGAAAAAAAAGGCAGGAUGGAUUUGCAGCUGUGUUGUGUGUGCAAUGCAUCCCCUGUUCCUCCAAGGAUGGCCUGCUGUGCAGUAAUGACAUUUCCUGUAACCACAUUUGAGUCGAGGAACGCUGAUACAAGUCAUUAGAUUUCAAGCCCAUAUAAAUAUCUCCCAUUUUUAAACCACACAAGAGACAACCCUGCUUUUUGUAUGCUCAACAAACUGAUGGUAACGUUCUUCUCAGCAACAAAAUGAACCCUGUUCCUUGCCAAAACUGAAACUUGAGCUUCUUGUUGUUUGAGGAAAGCUGCCUUCACCACGGCUUUAGGGUCCCUACCAAAGAGAAGCAAGUUGCAUCUACUAGUGCACGUGUUCAGUGUUAUGUACUGUCUGGUUCCACCUCCUGAAUGCAAUGGGAUUGGCAGAACUGGUGUAGCAGCUAAGGAAGAGUGCUAAGAAAGGAUUUUUAUAACCUAUACAUUUGGACCAAGGGGAAUAUAAGAGAUCUGUACACAAAAUGGGGAAGGAAGAGGGGGCAUCAUGGUGAACCAAUUCUGGGAUGGAUGGGACAAUCCUUAAUGAAUGUCAUGUCUGUCAUGAUUAUAUAUAUAUAUAUAUAUAUAAAAAUAUAUAUAUAUAUUUCUUUUCCCUUUCCAUGGUCUCAUCUCUGUGUUAUUUGCAUUACUAGGGUUGGGUUUUAUAUGCAGUUUAUUUUAUCCAAUUUUGCAUAGAACACCUCAUAGGGAUAUGAUUUUUGUAAAUUAAAUAUUCAAUAAACUUUUGGAACCAUUGGCAUGGAA
Molecule: messenger RNA, 3482 nt
Organism: Colius striatus (speckled mousebird)
Lineage: Eukaryota; Metazoa; Chordata; Aves; Coliiformes; Coliidae
Gene: CTTN
Product: cortactin
Exons: 17
Coding region: 130-1791 (553 amino acids)
Biological process (GO): regulation of actin filament polymerization
Cellular component (GO): focal adhesion; cortical actin cytoskeleton; actin filament
Molecular function (GO): actin filament binding
Source: RefSeq, a predicted model, not a curated record